AUGUCGAGCAGCCAGAGCCCGGGCUACCGGCUGCCGGCGUCGUCGGCGGCGUCGGCGGCGUCCCCCGGCUCCUCGCAGCCGCAGCCGCAGCCGCGCAGCGGGGGCGUCGUCGAGGUGACGCGCGCCGACUCCAGCUCGUCGCCGCACCACCACCACCAUCACCACCACCACCACCACCACCAGGCGGGCCACCAGCACGGCCAGCAGCACCACGGGCAGGCGGCGCACAAGCUGGCCGGCUACUUCCUGUCGCAGUCGGGCGGCCACGACGCCUGCGACGGCAGCGACGACGACCUGGCCGACCUGCCGUCGUGCGCGUUCGCGGCGCGCAGCGCGGCCGCCGCCGCCGCAGCCGCCGCCGCCGCCGCCGCCGCCGCCGUCUGCUCCUCCAGCAGCUCCGCCAACGGGCCGCACCAGCACCCCGGCAUGCACUACCUCGGACUCGCAGGAGCGGACGAGGGCACCGGCGACGACCCCGGCGGUCCUUCUUCGGCCUCCGCGGGCGGCGGCGGCGGCAGCGGCUUCUACCCGGCGGCGGGCGGGGGCGGCGGGGGUGGCGGCGGCAGCCCGUACCGCAUCCAGCGGCACGCCGCCAACAUCCGGGAGCGCAAGCGCAUGUUGAGCAGCAUCAACUCGGCGUUCGACGAACUGCGCGUGCACGUGCCCACGUUCCCGUACGAGAAGCGCCUCAGCAAGAUCGACACGCUGCGGCUGGCCAUCGCGUACAUCGCGCUGCUGCGGGAGGUGCUGGCGGCCGACUGCGACCCGCUCACCUACGUGGAGCGCUGCCUGCGCGGCGAGGUGAAGGCGGCCGAGCGCGCAGAGUGGAACACCAGCGACCUGACGGCGCGGCUGUCGUGGAUCAACUGGGAGAACCUGGGCGUGAACCCGUCGCGGCGCGGCGUGCUGACCACGCUGACCCUGAGUGCCGACUCGCUGCAGCACUGA
This is a messenger RNA of Schistocerca serialis cubense, 948 nucleotides long. It is a transcript of the gene Fer2, whose product is annotated as pancreas transcription factor 1 subunit alpha. The record is from RefSeq and is a predicted model, not a curated record. Gene Ontology annotation, biological process: developmental process; regulation of transcription by RNA polymerase II. NCBI's taxonomy places the organism in Eukaryota, Metazoa, Arthropoda, Insecta, Orthoptera, Acrididae. The transcript is spliced from 4 exons. Gene Ontology annotation, molecular function: DNA-binding transcription factor activity, RNA polymerase II-specific; RNA polymerase II transcription regulatory region sequence-specific DNA binding; protein dimerization activity. The coding region runs from base 1 to 948 and encodes 315 amino acids.